Messenger RNA from Lepisosteus oculatus (spotted gar), 3288 nucleotides. RefSeq names its product prenylcysteine oxidase 1 (gene pcyox1). Gene Ontology annotation, biological process: prenylated protein catabolic process; prenylcysteine catabolic process. NCBI's taxonomy places the organism in Eukaryota, Metazoa, Chordata, Actinopteri, Semionotiformes, Lepisosteidae. Gene Ontology annotation, molecular function: prenylcysteine oxidase activity. The record is from RefSeq and is a predicted model, not a curated record.
AGAAACCGGGGAUUAUACAUGGGUGACACAGAAGAGGAAAAAAAUGUCUAUAUAAAUGUUAUCCGCCACAAUUAUACUAAAUAACUACCCGUACAAGUGUUAGACAUUUAGAUUACAAACGUUUGUAUUUAAAUAGAUAAAUGUAUAUGUGAGGGUACAACUUCGACAAGCUUUGGCUUCAAUACGGAAGCUGAACUUUGAAUACUCGGCUGUAAACAGCCGUGGUAUCUGUACGGGUUACUGCAGUUACAUUUAGUGGAUAUUAAAUCGGUGACCUUUUUUUUUGUUCGGUGCAGCGGACAGCUACCGGAUGUUUUACACAACAAAUAAAUUGGAUUAUAUCUGUUACCACUAAUUUAUUUUGCACGUUUAGCUACUGUACUGCACGUUUUGCGAAACUAGCAGAAACCGCAGCAGAAGACUUUAAUUUGUCGUCACAAUCUGACUGUCGUCGAUUUUAUUUUCUUUAAGCCAGACCUUUGGACACUGACGAAAUUCACACCGAGUUAAGAAUAUUUAGACUUUUAACACUAUAAUUCCGAGAGGCGAGUUAAAUAAGGUAACGCGUACUGGCACUGCACUGAAAACUGAAAGUUGAUGUCCAACACGUUUAUUUAUUUUUAAGCAAUAUUAAUAAUUUGCAAGAGACAUGAUCAUUUUGGUUCCUAUCCGUUCACUUCUGCUUCUGACUCUGUGUCUGAGCGGCCGCCGUGGUUUCGCCUCGGCACCAGAGCACCGGGAAGCGCCGAAGAAAAUAGCGGUGGUGGGCGCGGGGAUCGGGGGCACAGCCACUGCCUACUACCUGCGGAAGGAGUUCGGGCCAGAUGUGAAGAUCGACGUCUUCGAGAACGGGGUGGUGGGGGGCCGGCUGGCCACCGCCAAGAUCGGGGGGGGCGAGUACGAGACGGGGGGCUCCAUCAUUCACCCCCUCAACCUGCACAUGAAACACUUCGUCGAUCAGCUGGGCCUGUCCCAGCGCCAUGACGUGCCCAGCCGCAUGGCCAUCUUUGACGGGCAGCAGCUGGUUUUCGAGGAGAGCGACUGGUUCAUCGUUAACUUCCUGCGCAUGCUGUGGCGCUAUGGCUUCAACUUCAUACGGAUGCAGAUGUGGGUGGAGAGCAUCCUGGACAAGUUCAUGAGGAUUUACCAGUUCCAGCAGUUCGGCUACUCCUUCUCCAGCGUUGAGCGUCUCCUGCAUGCAAUGGGCGGGGGCGAAUUUCUGCGCCUGACCAAUCAGACGCUGGACGAGGCCAUGCGGGGGGCGGGGUUUUCGCAGCAGUUUCUGAAUGACAUUGUCACCCCGAUUACCCGGGUCAACUACGGCCAGAGUGUCAAGAUCAACGCCUUUGUGGGCGUGGUGUCGCUCGCAGGCGCGGAGUCCGGACUCUGGGCAGUUGAUGGCGGGAAUAAACUGGUGUGUGUGGGGCUCCUGCAGCACAGCAGGGCGCAGCUCAUCCAGGGCAAAGUCAGCUCCGUCACCAUCAAGCCACGGCCUCUGAGGACGGGUGGCUCGGUGUCUCUGUACGAGGUGAACUACGCGACCGAAUCGGGCACGGCUCACAACCUCUAUGACAUUGUGAUCAUUGCUACGCCGCUGCACAAGGACAAAUCGGACAUCUCCUUCCCCAACAUCACCCCGCCGGUCCCGAGCCACUUCCCGGGUCGCUACCACCAGACCGUGGCCACACUGGUGCACGGCCGCAUAAACGUGUCCUACCUGGGGGUGAAGGGACCUGCUUCUGCAUUCUGGAUGUCCGACAUCCUCACCAUGGAGCACGAGGGGCUGGUGCUGAACAGCCUCAGCUCGCUGGACCCUGUGCACAUACCCCAGGGGUACAAGAGACCCCCGGCCAGCCUGCCGAACGUGUGGAAGGUGUUUUCGGGGAAGCGGCUCAGCAAGGAGCAGCUCGGGUCCGUGUUCCUGCAGUGGGACGAGAUUUCGGAGGUGCCCUGGCUGGCGUACCCCUCCUACAGCCCCCCGCAGCGGCUGCCGCCCAUCGUGCUGCACGAGCGCCUGUACUACCUCAACGGCAUCGAGUGGGCGGCCAGCGCCAUGGAGAUGAGCGCCAUCGCUGCGCGCAACGUCGCCCUGCUGGCCCACCACCGCUGGCACGGCAUGACGCACCAGAUCGACCAGGAGGACCUGCACACCCGCCUCCGGGGGGAGCUGUGAAGAGCGAGGGCCACUCAGACCCCAGCCCUUGAAGAUCACAGCAGCGCAAAAAUGACCACUGUACGCGAGGAGAAAUGAUUGGACUCAACGACUUCUCUUUGAAACAUGACGGGGCAGUGGAUCUUUGGAACCAGGACUCUACAUGCAUGGCUCAGACUCUCUGGAAUGCCUGGCUGGAGGAGGAGGGAUUAAUUCAAGUGCUGAUUCAAACAUGCAGGGAGAAACAAAAUGUUCAGGGAUAACUACGGAUUGGGCCUAGGGGGCCAGAUCUUGAAGUUUUUACAGCUCUCUUUAACCUCUUAUAUACUAAAACCCCGGCGAAGAUGAGAAUUGACACGGAUCAAGUGAAAAUGGGCACGAAGCUGAGAGUGGAUAAAAAAAAGUCUCAGAACCCUGGUCCCCCAGACCUGAGCUGAGGAAACCCCCCCCAGUCUCCACAAUAGAGGAUACAGCUUUCCUAGCGCCGAAUGCCUGCUGGGCUUCUUUCAAGCUGAGCUAUCUGGUACUCAACGCUUUACCUGAACAAAUAAUGAACCUUAUUAAACCUGUCAAAAUGGUUCAGAUGUCUUAAACCAUUGCAAUUUUCAUGUUAGAUGAGACAGUUUGAGUUCUUAAAAUGCUGAUACGCAAAACAAUUAAAAUGUACAAUUACACAAAUAAUUAACUUAGUGCUCAGCUGGAAAAUAAACCUGACGACUGAAGGGUCCCCAGUGAGCAGGCCUUGAGAGACCCUGCUUAAUGACAGCAACGGUGCCAACCUACCCAGCACCUUCAGACAGCAGAAGUAAGGAACACUAAAGACCAUAUCUGAAGCAUUAUCCGUGUAUGAUGUUUUACUCAUGGCAUUUACCUGUUGCCUUAAUUAACAAAAUUCUAACUUUUAACACAAAAAUGUAGUAUAAACAACUAUAAAAAGUAUUUUUUUAAUUAACAAGUGCAAAAAAAAUGGCAAAUAAUAGCUAUACUUGACAGCCAUGGACUGCAAACCUUGGUAAAUGUAUUUUCAAUGAGGCUGUGACCUGAUUUUUCUUGUCAAUCUAAUCUUGAAGAUCUAAACAGUGCAAAAAUGACCAAUGAAUAAAAACAUGUUAAAAGUAAUCACAAUUGAAACUACA